Onychomys torridus (southern grasshopper mouse) is the source of this 1253-nucleotide messenger RNA. Its product is annotated as Golgi apparatus membrane protein TVP23 homolog B-like. The transcript has 9 exons. The record is from RefSeq and is a predicted model, not a curated record. Gene Ontology annotation, biological process: protein secretion; vesicle-mediated transport. NCBI's taxonomy places the organism in Eukaryota, Metazoa, Chordata, Mammalia, Rodentia, Cricetidae. Gene Ontology annotation, cellular component: Golgi membrane.
CCAGGGAGUUGCUCCCUCCCUCGAGCCUUAUCGAAAAGGAAGUGUUGCCGGCAAGUGGCUUCCGGUUGGCCCUGUAGGUUGGCUUCUUGGCCUGUGACGACCAACCGGCGUCAGUUUCACACCGGACCGGGUAGCAGCUGUGUUGACGUGGCUCCCGGAAGUGGGGUGGGGGGAGGAUUUGGCGCAAGGCCGUCAUGUUGUCGCAGGACAGUAAUGAUGACACUGAAGAUGUCUCACUGUUUGAUGCAGAAGAGGAGGCAACCAAUAGACCAUGGAAAUCCCAAAUCAGACACCCCGUGGCAUCCUUCUUCCAUCUGUUCUUCCGAGUCAGUGAGGUUGUAGUCUACCUCCUUUGUGAGCUGCUCAGCACCAGCUUCAUUGCCUGUAUGGUGAUGGCUAUCUUGUUACUGUCAUGUGACUUUUGGGCAGUGAAGAAUGUCACUGGUAGACUAAUGGUUGGCCUACACUGGUGGAAUCAUAUUGAUGAGGAUGGGAAGAGCCACUGGGUGUUUGAGUCCAGAAAGUCUACUCCUGAAGACAACCAAACCAUUUCUGAGGCUGAGUCAAGAAUCUUCUGGUUAGGCCUCAUUGCCUGUCUAAUCCUGUGGGUGAUCUUUGCCUUCAGUGCUCUCUUCUCCUUCAGAGUGAAGUGGCUGGCUGUGGUGAUCAUGGGUGUGGUGCUGCAAGGUGCCAACCUGUACGGUUAUAUCUGCUGUAAGUUGGGCAGUUAGAAGAACUUAACCAGCAUGGCUACUUCAUACCUUGGAAAGCAGUUUCUAAGACAAGUAAGCAUGUUUUUGAUAUGUUCUCUGGCUGACACAAUACUACUGUCAGCCCUUGACGAGGCUACCUUGUCACUGAUGGAGCAAGAUGAGAAGGACAGCCCCUACUCAAAGAGCGUGGAACCAGGGUGCUAUGCAAACCGCCAACGGUGCCUGCGCAUGAAGCCCUGGGCUGGAAGAGUCCCUGCUCCUGGGCCGGCUGGCGUACUCAGCCAGUCCUGCUUUGCUGGAGCUUGGACGGUGUUCGGGCUGCACACAGCUGUCAGACCUGGUUUUUCCGUGCUCCUCUGGCGGCUCCAGCCCCUGCAUUCCCCCGCCGCCAACAGAUUUGACUCCACUUCCAAGACCUGGCAUAACCCGCCGUCUUCACAGCCUCCACGCCACCCUGGAAAUGCUCCCAAUAACAUUGCCCUAACCGCAGUGGGAGCUUUCGUCUCCGCGUCCCUUCCUUUGAGUUCUUCUACUGACUAG